AUGCCGGCGCAAACUGAGAAAAGUCAGCUAAAGCGAAAUCGCUACUCCCAGGGCGAAGAAGCUGAGCCCAAAAGGACUCGCCACUCGCGCUUGUCGCCGCCUCCCCAUGGUCGUCUUAAGCAGGGACCGUUGCCUUCGCCCGUUACCCACAAGGAAUCCACCGGAGACGCUUCGGAGGGCUACAAAGAAGGCACAGAGAGCCCCCCACCUGGCAAGCCAAGCCAAGCAAAGGGUGGUCUUUCAUCGCCCCCAUCCGAUACGCAGCCCUUUUCGCAGUUCGUCUACCCACCCGAGAGCCGGACGUACGCCGUAGAAAAUGAGGAGGACGAAAAGGUUUGGGGCUAUCUAGUGCCUAUGGAAGGCCAGGCCGAGGAUGUCCUAGUCUUGCGCAAGCGAGAGGCAUGCCCCGUUCCUACCGCACUCGUUGGCAAGACGGAUGGUAAGGAGCGUGUAAGCAAGGACGAGUACAAAGGCCAGGAGGAAAACUACGAGAAUGAGAAGCAGGAGCGAGGUGUUCCCUCCGGUGGUUACCUUAUCGGUCGUCACAGAGAGUGCGAUCGAGUUCUUAACUCACCGACCGUCUCAAACCGUCACUGUGUGUUCUUCAUGGAGAAGAAGGGCGGCGAUACCGUUGCCGUGGUCGAAGACUUGUCUGGCAACGGCACAUUUGUCAAUGAUACUUUCGUCGGACGAAACAAACGGCGGGAAUUGCGCGAAGGCGACGAAAUUGCCAUUCUGGACCAAGCCCGCUACGUCUUCAGAUACCCGUUGAAGCGCAAUACCCACCGAUUCCGACAGCAAUACACCAUGCAGGAACAAUUAGGCAAAGGACACUUCGCUUCAGUGUACCUUGCCGCGGAAAAGUCGUCAGGUGUACGGUAUGCCGUGAAGAAGUUUGAGAAGCGCACUGGUCCAGGUGAAAAGUCAAAGGUCGAGGGUCUACAGCAGGAAAUUGCCGUGUUGAUGAGCGUCAGCCACCCGGCACUGCUCUGUCUCAAGGACACCUUUGAUGAAGAUGAUGGCGUCUACCUUGUUCUCGAGUUGGCGACUGAAGGAGAGCUGUUCAACUGGAUCGUCAUGAAACAGAAGUUGACUGAGGUGGAGGCGCGUAAGGUGUUUGUGCAAUUGUUCCAAGCGGUCAAGUACCUGCAUGAGCGCAAUAUUGUUCACAGAGACAUCAAGCCCGAGAACAUCCUGCUCACAGACAAGGAACUGUCUAUCAAGCUGGCCGAUUUUGGUCUUGCUAAAAUCAUUGGCGAGGAGUCAUUUACGACUACACUAUGCGGAACUCCAUCGUAUGUCGCACCUGAGAUUCUGGAAAACUCUAACCAUCGACGUUACACCAAGGGUGUCGAUGUUUGGUCAUUAGGAGUUGUACUGUACAUUUGCCUGUGUGGCUUUCCGCCAUUCUCAGACGAGCUGUACAGCGCGGAGAAUCCAUACACGCUAUCUCAGCAAAUCAAGAUGGGCCGUUUCGAUUAUCCGUCACCGUACUGGGACUCUGUCGGCGACCCUGCACUAGAUCUCAUCGACCGCAUGCUCACGGUCGAUGUUGAGCAGCGAAUAACGAUUGAUCAAUGCUUGGAGCACCCGUGGACUACGCAAGACAAGAUAAGCGUCACUGACAGCACAGAUGGUCUUACGGGCGCCAUCUCUAAGCUCGACUUCUCCAAGCGCAAGGUGCAACGAGAGCGUACCAUGCUCAGCAGCAUCAACGACAUCAAGGUUUCUCGCGUCAUCAAGGGUACCGAAGGCCAAGAUCCAGUCAAGGUCUACGAGAAGAAUGGAGUUGAGAAGGGCACAAAGAUGAACGGCAGGACUCAUGGCGUGGCCGAGGUGAGGCCUGCCGAUGAGCGACACCCCGAGGAGUUUGUUGAGAUGGGUGGUAAGGGCGACCAGACGCUGUAUUCUGAAGAGGAGGAUGGUUCCCGCUAUGCGACUGACCAAAGUCUUGCAUCUGCACAGAGUAAAGGGCAAGUUGGCUAA
This is a messenger RNA of Alternaria atra, 1986 nucleotides long. RefSeq lists its product as uncharacterized. Gene Ontology annotation, molecular function: protein serine/threonine kinase activity; ATP binding; protein binding. Gene Ontology annotation, biological process: protein phosphorylation; mitotic DNA damage checkpoint signaling. Gene Ontology annotation, cellular component: nucleus. The record is from RefSeq and is a predicted model, not a curated record. NCBI's taxonomy places the organism in Eukaryota, Fungi, Ascomycota, Dothideomycetes, Pleosporales, Pleosporaceae. Bases 1 to 1986 code for a protein of 661 amino acids. The transcript is spliced from 5 exons.